AUGAGAGAGGAUUGGUUGGUCUAUAAUUGCUCCUCCUCUACGCCACUACACCAUUCAACUCACAUGGAUCCUCCGAAGUUCGUCAAUCACUACAGAACUCUAAUCCGAGGACUGCGGAUAAGCGGCCUGCCAACCCCCUGGAUCAGGAAGCCUUCCGUCCUUCUGAGGCUCCCCUACCUCUUCUACGACUUGUUGAUGAUCUCCAUCGUCCUCUACAUGCUCUGGUGUUACCUCUACACCAUCCAGGGCAAAUUAGCAUUCGAUGAGCUGUGUGCACUAGGAGUGGGGAUAUCAUUGUUCACUUGUGGGCUCCUGGUGACCUACUACCACUCUCUUUAUGGGCGAAGACUCCAGAGGAUCACUGAGAACACGGACCGCCUAGCUGCUGCGCUCCUGAGAAGCGGAUUGGACAGUAGUCACUGCCUCCAGCAGCUGUACCGGAAGAACUCCUCAGCGAUUGCUGUCCUCACCAACAACACCAUCGUGUUCAGCUUCUUCUGCCCAGUUCUCUACUGCCUGUCGGUCCCCGUCGUGGACAGCAUAGCGGGCAGGUACCGUUGCAGGCAGCCCCUCCCCAUCACCAGCCCCUUCGACGACAAGAGGGCGGGGCUGUACGAGCUGAUCGCCCUGGUCCUCGCCAUCAGCAACGCCAUAUCGUGUGCCAAGAAAGGUGUUAACGAUUGUCUAUUCUUAGCGCUUUUCAGAAUCCAGUCGUCCUUUCUCCAAUUCCUCUCUACCUCGCUGGAAAACUUACAGAAAGAAUUCCUAGUCGGAGGUGACGAUUGGAACAGAAAGAUACUCAUUCGGUGGGUUGCACUCCACCAGGAAGUUCUCAGAAAUAUACAAGAGUUGGUGAUGAUAUUUUCUCCAGUGGUCAUCAUAUAUUAUCUCAAUGUUAUCGGAAUAGUCGUAUGUGGUCUCUUUACUCAAACAAUGAAUGACAAUGGUAAUGUAAUGCAGUCAAUCGGAGUUGGCAGUUAUGUCUUGGUGACAGUGCUUCACAUGCUUUUGUUAUCUAACACUGCUGAAGAUCUCAAAACCAAGGCACAAAGGAUCGCCUUUGUAGCAUAUGAUGUCCCUUGGUUUGAAAUGAACAAGACAAAUGCAGAUAUGCUCCGAAUGGUUGUGAAAACUUCCAACAAAGAGAUCCAUGUCACGGCAUACAGAGCUCCCAUCUUCCUUUUGAGCAGAGAGACAUUUGCAGGGUUCAGUAUCAACUGUAUAAAGGCGUUUGUGACACUUGUUCAAAUGAAGAGGCGUUUUGAGUGAGUUACUUACUUAAAAAGAAACAAUUUUAAAUGUUAUUAUUGUAAAUGUAAUAAAUAUAUUUCUUAAAGGC
Messenger RNA from Nezara viridula (southern green stink bug), 1339 nucleotides. Lineage: Eukaryota; Metazoa; Arthropoda; Insecta; Hemiptera; Pentatomidae. The record is from the annotation of a GenBank genome assembly.